AAUAUUAAUAUGUGUGUCUCACAUGUACCGGUAUGACAUUUUGUUUCGAGAGCUUCAUUAUUAAGCAACCCAAAUCUUAUAACCAUGGACCAUGGGCAAGGAGGGCCUCAAUGCCACUAUCAAGGCAAUUCUGCGCCUUCCAGCAGUGCUUUGUGGCUUGUGUGACUUCAAGCCAGACUUUUCGGAACGAUUUAGGACUGGGCAAGUGAAUGCCAUUUCAGUUCUGAAGCAACCAACUUUGCAAGAUGUCGAAAAGACGCUAUGGGACAGUGCGACCAGGCGAGAAAAGAAGGAAUGGAUGAAAGCGUACGUCGUGCCACCCGAAUCUGAUUUGAAAAUCGACGAUGCAUGGAUAAUAUCCCAUGUUACCCUAUUUCUAUUCAUUCGGGCCAUCUACGGGUUUUCCAAGGAUCGCUGUUGCCGUGAGCUGAGUUUCUGCAAGAUACCCCAAAAAAGUAGGAAGCCAGAGACCCUUCCAGAGCUUGAGAACCACUGGGGAAAGCAGAUCAAUGGUGACUUGAGCUGUGCUGCGGCUCAUCCUGACGACUAUUCGAAUGCAGAGACAUUUUACCACUCGGAUCAUCCACGGAAAACGCGAUUUGCCAAAUCACAGCGUGGGAACCUACACAUCUUGAUUGACAAUGGGGUAAUCCAAUGGGCUCAGAACAGAGUGCGCGAGGAACCUGAAUUGUUUGAGAUGACUGGCCUUUUUCUAGAGGCUUUGCUGCAGUUUACUGGAAAUCUUCCUGCUAUGCAGUGUGCGGUUUACCGUAUUGCAUUGCAGCUUCGGACCAUGAUCACUGAUAGUGUUGAUCCUGGUGCCUUCUGCUUGGACAUGAUGGGCUUCCUCCGUCAAACUGACUGGCCAAUCAAUCCACCUCAGCAAUCCAUUGAUGAAGCAAGGGGAGCCAUUGCAAAAGCCCUGAAUGUAAAAGUUGACAAUCCCAAAGUCACAGGUGCGGUAGGAAACGACAAUAGUGGUGGCACCAACACGACAGGCCCCACCAAAAAGAAACCUAGCGCAGUGAGGACCACCACCAUCCUUGACUCUCGCCGAGAAGGGAGGACACCAACGAACAACUCCAUAUCAACAUCGCUGAAAAGGUCGGCAUUCAUCACUCGUACGCAACUAGCUGCAUUGAGCGGUGGAAAGGUUGAUGGGAAGAGAUAUUCCCAAAAUCCGCUGCGCGUUGAAACACCCUUUCAGUACUGCGGCGGUGGAGCCUUUGGAUCCAAAGAUGAAUUUCUACAUCAUAUAUGCAUCAAAGAAGAAAACAAUCUACCGUUGCCAAGUUCAGAAGACGAAGAUUUCAUCAUCUACCGUUUUGCCAAGAAGGAUGGUCAAGUUCAAAAGGAUAUCCGAGACUUGAAGCUCAACAUUUCCAGUCAACCCCCAAUUCCAAUAUUCUGGGAACCCACUCCCACAAACAAGACGCAAAAGGGAGGUAGCCCUGUACAAUAUGUUGGUCAUUGGAAAGCGAAAAACGUGAAAGUAGAAAAAUUUUCUUACAACAACAAGCUACGAUGUGCCAAUAUUUGGUUCAGGUUUCAUCGCUACGAUGGUCGCUUCGAUCGAAUCAUACAGUACGCUCAUGACAAGCCUCCAUGGGCAAUAUUUCCUCUACCGAUCGACAUCGACGAGAAUGGUGAUAAUCAAGAUGACGAGAACGAGGCAGACGCACUGCAAAGCCAAGUGCAACAACAAGAAGGGGAUUCCGUUGGCGACGGCGACGACAGUGAUGAUCGCAACGCUCCUGAGAAAAAUCCCGAUGACAUCAGCAAUCAGCUUAGGGAUGGCAAUCUUCAGACGGAAGACGUAGUUCCAGACACUGCAGCUUCGGCUACUCUGCACAACCAGCAAAAUAAUUAUGGUGGAGCGGACGACGGCAAACCUGCUGCAGCAGUCGAAGCCCAUGAUUCACCGAAUGAUACUUCAGAGCAGAACAAAGAUGGUGAACCCCCAGUCAAGGGGGAGGUUGACAAUAUGAGUGAAGCCAACAACUCACCAAGCGAAGAGGACAGGAGACCUUCUGCUACUGCUUUUGCACUCCACAAUCUACCAGAUGUAGCAUUGGAGGACGAUGGAGACAAAAAGCCUGCUGCCAGGGAGACAACAUGCCAUAAUUCGACCUCCAGAAAACGACCGCCUUCUGCAUCUGACGGCAACGAGAGGCGUCGGUCCAGUCGCCGAACCUUGGCGUCUAGCAGUGAGCCAAGAACAAGGACGGGGCAGGAAGCUCGGCGACCUAAUGGCAACAGGAAAGGCAAUGGGUCGCCUCGAAAAGCAGGCACACCAGAAUGCGUGGAGGUGAUCGAACUCGACGACUCCUCGGAUGAAGAAGAGGGAGAUCAAACCCCUGUAGCUGGUAGCGCAGAAGCUGGCGAACCCAAUGCCAGGAUGCCUGCUCGACCAAUGCCGGCGGGAACAGAACGUGCUGCAGAUAGGUCAGAAGAGGCCGCAACGAAUGUUGCACGUAUGCCUACACGAGACGAACCGGUUGCACGUGCACCCACCAUGCAGUUCGUCAAGGUAUCCGUCGUCAUGGAUAAGAACGAAGGCGGAGCUCACGUCGAAUUUUGUGUACUGCUGGAGACUGGCGAUGCUAGCUUUGAGAACAUCCGGAACGCCAUUGGUGAUCAAAUAGAACUUGACUUCGAGUAUGACUUCUGGGUCCCCAAACUGGGGGUUUCUCUACGCCCCAAUCAGGAGAGAUUCGAUGUUCGACAUUUCCGUGCUCGAGGUUCGGUAGGUGACGGAACUAUUGAACGACCAUACCAAGCCUUCAUCAAGAAGACGGCGAAGUGACCAAAUCUUUUGAUGGUUGCACUAUCGAUGGAAUCAUCACGACAACGACAACGAUCUUGAGUUCGGUUCGAUCUUGCGGGAGACAUGGCGGUACCUUCAAUUCGUACCGGUACCGCUACUGUACCAUACCGGUACCUCCAUCCAUAGAAAGAAAAAACUUCAGAGACAAUCCAAAACAUUUCUUCUUCCCUAUUGAGAUUUACCUAUGUUAGAGAAUUUGCAUACUAAACACUUGUUCCUCUUCGCUGUCACUUUCUUUGCCGUAGUCGCUGCCGCACUUCUGCCU
Seminavis robusta is the source of this 3092-nucleotide messenger RNA. The record is from the annotation of a GenBank genome assembly. Lineage: Eukaryota; Bacillariophyta; Bacillariophyceae; Naviculales; Naviculaceae.